Molecule: messenger RNA, 2001 nt
Organism: Guillardia theta CCMP2712
Lineage: Eukaryota; Cryptophyceae; Pyrenomonadales; Geminigeraceae
Exons: 4
Coding region: 1-2001 (666 amino acids)
Source: RefSeq, a predicted model, not a curated record
AUGGUACUACAGUAUGAUGAGCGCUCUGGAGGCCACGUCGAGGAGGCCGCCGACCUCGUCGAGAGAUUGAAGAGCUUCAUGAAGCGUUCAAGUAUCCUGGUAGUCACUGAGGACACUCAGGCUUGCAGAGCUGAGGGGGGAUGCACUCCCGACGCUAUCGCAGAAGCCAUCCGCUCGACAUGUCGGCAGGCGAGACGCGACCUGGUUGAAGACUCUCUGAGCGAAUGGAGCUCAGAGUCGAGAGCAUGGUUUAUGCAACAGAUGGAGGAAGCGAAGAGGGGCGUCGGAUAUGAAGGAACGGGCUAUGUUUCAUGCAGCCAAUGCCAGCUCGGUUCUUACAAUCCUUCUGCUGGUCUUACCUUCUGCGCUUCGUGCCCUGCUUCGAAGACUACAGCGAUCUACAGCUCCAAGUCAGCUUCAGAAUGCGUCUGUCUGGCGGGAUACUUCUUGCUGGUCGACGGCAGCUGCCAGCCCUGCUUUCCAGGCACGUUCAAGCCAGCGAUCGGAAACGGCGAAUGCACCGUCUGCGGCACCGGUAAGUUCGCCAUUGGGGAUGGAAGCACGGAUGCUUCACUGUGUAUCUGCAAGCAGGGCUAUUUCGGCGCCGACUGCCUGCCUUGUGCCGCUGGAUCUUACAAGAACAGCACAGGCAGCGGUGAUUAUUGCAGCAUCACUUCCAUUUUCACCAAAUCAGACAGCAACACGUCCUGUGUCCCCUGCGAGCCUGGAACGAACAAGAUUAACCUUGGUGAUUAUGCCUGCGUUUCCUGUCCCGAAAACUACUAUUCGGAAGCCUAUGCGUUAGACACGGCCUGCAAGCCCUGUCCCGCCUUCACCACUUCCGCUGCCGGCUCUUCCAGGAUUGAAGACUGCCAGUGCGUAGCUGGCUACACCAACUUUAAUGGUUCCAACGGAUGCGUCCCGUGCGCUGCCGGACCGUACAAGAAUUUCGCCGCUUCCUUCAUCUGCACGCUCUGCCCUGAAAACACUUACAGCUCCGCGAUAGGCGCUACCAGCGUCCUUCAAUGCACCAGCUGCCCGCUGCAUUCCACUUCCAUCCCAGGUGCUUCCAAGCUGGAAGACUGCAAGUGCGAUUCCGGCUUCCAGAAGAUAGGCGUUGAUUGCGUGAGCUGCGGACUUGGACGAUACGGAAACGGGACGGAAGCCUGCAAGGAUUGUCCUGCUGACACCUACUCUAUCACUACGCUAUCUGCCAGCGUUGCCAGCUGUUUACCCUGCCCUUCCAAUUCGGUAGCGCCGAGCUCUUCGGUGAACGUUCUGGCCUGCAGAUGCAAGGAAGGAUACACUGCUAACAGCGACGGCGUUGCCUGCGCGGCCUGCCAAUCCGGAUACUACAAGAACUACCAAGGGAAAGGCCCUUGCGUUGCCUGCGCUAUCGGAUUCUACAUGCAAACUGCCGCUUCGGUGACGAUUGAUGAUUGCCUGCCAUGUCCGGCGCUAACGACAACACUGGCGAACGGAUCCAGUCUGAUUUCCAGCUGCCUUUGCCAGGUUGGCUACUACAAGGAUCAAAUAUCCGACAACGCCUGUACGCCCUGUCCUUCCGACACGUUUUCCGCACAGAUCGGCGCUGUAGCGUCUACCACUUGCAAGCCCUGCUUUACCUACGCUAAGAGCGCUGCCGGGAGCUACGAAUGCAGCUGCGUUCCUGGCUACUACCGCAGCUAUUCCGACGUGCUUGGAUACUGCCUGCCUUGCCCUUCCGGCACCUACUACGACAUUGCGUUGAAGUCGUGCCAGAAUUGCCCUGCCAGCACGUACAACCCUGACAUAGCCGUGAUAGGCGCCUGUCUGCCCUGUCCGAACCAUUCACACAGCAACACCAACGGUUCUACGCAGAUUUCGUCCUGCUCCUGCGAUCCCGGCUACUACAAUCAAUCGCUAGGCGUCUGCGUUGCCUGCGUUCCUGGCAAGUUCAAGACUGCAGAUUCGCCGCAGGGCAAGCCGUGCGAAGUUUGCAGCAUGGGGUUUAGGGUUUAG